Centruroides sculpturatus (bark scorpion) is the source of this 3709-nucleotide messenger RNA. RefSeq names its product flocculation protein FLO11-like. The transcript has 7 exons. NCBI's taxonomy places the organism in Eukaryota, Metazoa, Arthropoda, Arachnida, Scorpiones, Buthidae. The record is from RefSeq and is a predicted model, not a curated record. Bases 169 to 3435 code for a protein of 1088 amino acids.
GGAAAAUCUAAUUUAAAAAAAAAAAAAAAAAAUUUUUAUGAAUGUGUAAUGCAUUAGAAAAAUUCAUCGUCAUCAGCGUGUUGGUUUCGUGAGAAUUUGUUGCAAUUCUCUUUUGGUUACACUCGUCAGGGAUUGUUGAGCUCUCAAUACAUUUGAAACGCUUGUAAAAUGGAUUCCAAAUCUCUGAACGCAGCAAAUAAAACAGAAGAAAACUCGGAAAAACGUAGAAAAAUGGAUCAACUAUUCGACUUUUCGCUGGUUUAUCCGAAACUUAUUGAUAUUCCAGAAUUAACAUAUUCUGUUAAAGAUCGAAUAAAACGCUACGAAAGUUUCAAAACAGAAGAUAAACCUCUAACUGUUUUGAGAAGAACUCUUUCCGAGAAAGAGGAUAAAACUUCUAAUCCGGUCGAUAAAAAGAAUACAGCAAUAUAUUCCGAUAAAUCGAAAUCUACUUCAAGAAAUGUUGCUCUAGAUAGUAUCUGUAAACAACGAACUGAAACUGACUCUUCACAAAUAAGUAAAAGCAGCCAUAUAAAGCAAGCCAGUGCAAUUUCAAGUCAUUUUGCAGCUGAAUAUAAACGAAAAACAGAUGUUUUCCCUAUACAAAGAGUGAAAUCUGAAUCUCCGAUUAAGAGUAAGCAAAUGAAAGAAAUUGCUACAUCUUCACCUGUUCCUCAAACUGAACACGAACCGGAAUCAACUGAAAGCAAAACAGAUAAACGAAGCAUUCCUACAGUUCGGCAUACAAUCCUAAGUAAGGAGAGAGCUAAAUUAAAAGCCGUUAACAGUGGGAUGAGUGAUAAAGAUGAAAAGACAAUUAGUACAAAACAAGUAAAUGGAACAUCAGAAGAUACAGCUUCUGCUUCAAGCAAAAGUAUAGAAUCUUCUGUAAGCAGUCCAAGUCCAUCUGAAUCAAGUUUUAGAAAUGUUGCUGUUAGGACUCCAAUACCAACAGUUUUCAAACUGCCAAGAUGUCGUAUUGCAAAACGAAGUAAAUCUGAAGAAAAGCAAAGUACUUCACAGAAGGAAUUUGACACAAAAAGUAUUAGUGAUGCGAUUGUAAAUUCACUAACUUCCGAUCAGUCAGUAGAUUCUAGUAAAACGAUAAGAAUAAAAAAUACAGUAAAAGUUACUGGCACUUCAAGAAGCUAUGGAGCGGAAUCAUCAUCUGUAAAAAGCCCAAGAAAUGUAGUGGAUGAAUUAAAAAUGGUUGUCAGAAAAACUGCAGAAGAAAGAAAACUUAGAACAGAAACUGCUGCUGAAGGUUUGGAUGAAAAUAUUCAUAUUACUGAACCAGACAAAAGUCCUGUCUGUAUUGUCUCUAAGAAAAAAGAAAUAUAUAAAUCUUUGCAAAAUAUGGAUGCUUCCAGAAUGGAAAGUAGCAAAGAAACUAGUGUCAUAUAUCCUGAAGAAACAAAACCUACAAUAGAAAUGACCGACAGCGCUUCUAAAACUAGCCUUCAACAACUUGUCAUGCUUCCUACUCUUGAAAUGCCAAAAGUUGUACACGAACUGCGAAAAGCAAUUUCUAUCAUUAAUCAGAAUGAAGAUAUGAAUAAAGACAUCUACAAUUCUCCUAAUCCUACAAGAGAUGAGGUUGAAGAUGUUUCCAUCACUAAUCCAAAUAAACUGGCUGGUAAUAUUACCAGUUUUCCAGAAAAUAGUUGCAAAUCAAAAUUUACCGUCAAUUCACCUAAAGAUGAAUCCAAGAUAACUGGUGAUAGUACUUGUACUAAAAGUGAUGAGCGCGAGGAAGUUGCUACUACUGCUGCCACCCCAAGGACAGCUAAAAAAGCACAGGGAGUUUCUGCCACUCUGAUGAUUACCAAGAUAGCACGGGGAGUAACUGUAUCCCAAGCGUCAGCUGAGAUAGCUCGGGUAGUAGCCAAAUCCCCGGUGACUGCAGAGAAAGCAAAGGGAGUAGCCAAAUCCCCUGUAACUGCAGAGGAAGCACGAGGAGUAGCCAAAUCCCCUGCAACUGCAGAGAAAGCACAGGAAGUAGCCAAAUCCCCGGCAACUGCCAAGAUAGCACAGGGAGUAGCCAAAUCCCCGACAACUGCCAAGAUAGCACGAGGAGUAGCCAUAUCCCCGGUUACUGCUGAGAUACCACAAGGAGUAGCCAAAUCCCCGGUGACUGCUAAGAUAGCACAGGGAGUAGCCAAAUCCCCGGUGACUGCCAAGAUAGCACGAGGAGUAGCCAUAUCCCCGGUGACUGCAGAGAAAGCACAGGGAGUAGCCAAAUCCCCGGCAACUGCAGAGAUAGCACGAGGAGUAGCCAAAUCCCCAACGACUGCAGAGAUAGCACGAGAAAUAGCCAUAUAUCCGACAACUGUUCAGAUAGCACGGGAGACACUCUCCAAGCUUGAUUCAAGUGCAAAAGUGACUGUAAAGAAUUGUACCACGCCUCGUAAAUAUAGAAAAAAUAAAGCUCCUCCUCCUCCCCCUGACACUCAAGGUGAAUAUGUAGUAAUUUCUCUGGAAGCAGUCCAGGGUGCUGAAGCUGGAAGUGCCACUGCAUAUGAAGAAUAUUCCAGAAAAAUUGAGUUUUCUGAAAUGUCUGAAAAGGGUUCUCCUCAUUCUUAUCUAAGUGAAAGAGACUACAGACGAAUACCUCUAAGCCCUUCAAGUGACCAAGAACUUGCAAUACUUGAAAAGCAGCUUGCUAGGGAACUUAUAGAAGUAGAAGACCUUACAGUAAGGCUUGCUAGGGAACUUCCAGAAGUAGAAGAAAUUGAAGUAAGUGCAGAAACGGGUGCUGUUCGAAAAGAUACAUUCAAUCCGAAAAAACCCUCAAGAUUCAGAUCCAGACAUCUCCUCUCUCAAUCUUUAGAGAUGUUUGGUAUAAGUUUAUCUACAGGAGAUGCAUUAGAAAAGUUUAAAUGGAUGCUAAACGCUAUAAUGGUGACGAAUAUGGAGGAAAUUUUAUCCAAUCCCUUCUUACGGAGCUUGCAAUUCCGACAAAUAGAAAUUCUAGCAAGUGAAAACUUAUGUAAAGUGGCAUUAAUCGAUUUUCCUCGUUAUUACAAUAGAAGGAAAGAAUUUAAUUUUCCAAUAUUUAAAAUUAAAUUCGAAGAUGAAGGUCUGGCUCAGUUUUUAAGGGCUGUAAGGAUUUGUUUACUGCCCAGGAUCUAUAUCGUAAAACUACAAACGUAUGGACUUUCCAUUAUGCAGUUGAAGGCCGCCAUUUUGUUGCGAGGAAAAGCAGCAGAUCGUGACGUAAAUAUGAUGAAAUUGAGGGAUAACAUAGAAAUAAGUGGUGUUCCAGAAGAGAUGCGUGAUUCAGUAAAGGAGGAUAUAAACAAAAUUAACGAAAGCCUCAAAAUUGUUAUGGAAUUUAUUGAAAGUUCAAAUGUUUUGUGUUAUUGCUAUGAUACCAAUUCACUUUUGCAUGAUUGCAUUUCAGAUGUUUUUACAGGAAAACCGAUUCACGUAUGAUCUUGGUGUCUUCGUAAGCUCUUCAUUUUGGAUGAAAGCAACAUUUUUAAUUUUCUUUUACAUUUCAGCGUUUGUUUAAAAUUUUUAAUGUGAAUUUUAUUGUUUUUUUUUUGGGUCAAUUUACACGUUUUGUACACUUAUUUAUUUGAAUUAUUAGAAUUUUUACGAAAACGAAUUUUAUUUCGUUCAAAUUACUAAAGUUAAAUUUUUUUUCUUGUAGACGAUGUUUUAAAACAGUUGUACUGCUGUAUUUUUAUCAAAUGUUUAAUAAAGU